Ostreococcus tauri is the source of this 2673-nucleotide messenger RNA. RefSeq names its product unnamed product. Bases 1 to 2673 code for a protein of 890 amino acids. The record is from RefSeq and is a predicted model, not a curated record. The transcript has a single exon. NCBI's taxonomy places the organism in Eukaryota, Viridiplantae, Chlorophyta, Mamiellophyceae, Mamiellales, Bathycoccaceae.
AUGACGCGCGUCGUGGACGAGCGCACGGCGUUAGUGCGCGAUGGCGCGCGUCGAUCGUCGACGCGGACGUGCGCGGUGACGCUCGCGCUCGGCGCGAUGGUGUUGGUGUUGGUGACGGUGACGGUGGGCGCGGCGAUGCGCGCGCGCGUGGGCGCGGUGAUGCGCGCGCGCGUGGGCGUGGACGUCGAAGGACGGUGCCCGGCCGCGCGCGUCGUCGCGGCGGGCUGCCUGAACGACGACAUGGUGACGUGCGCGCCGCACGCGAACGAGACGCUGGCGAACGGGCGCGCGUCGGACGUCGCCGCGCUGGGAGGGUGCUCCAUCGCUGACCCGGCGCCGAAGCAUUGUCUCGUACCCGAAGGUACGCCGGUGAUGAAGUCUUGUGAGUUCGAUUAUGGGUGCUCGGUGUACGCGCCGGCGACGUGUCCCGCUGGGUCGCUCGUCACCGGCGCGAGCGCGUGCGAGACGGAAAAGGUGUGCUUUUGCCCAAAGUGCAACUUGAGCGGGUGUAAGUGGAAUGGGUGCUGUAAAAAUAUUCCAAUCAAGUUUACGGCGAAUUGCAGAAAGUAUCGGCUCGUUGGAACGAGCGAUCAGUGCAAGACGUGCAUGGUCGGCUAUAAGUUGUCCUCGGACAAGAGGUCUUGCACGAAGUACGACCUUGGGACGGCGGUGAGCUCAAUUUCGGUGCAAACCGCACAUCAGUUGAGCGCGCAGGCGGUGAGUGGCGUGAGUUCCACUGCGAUAAAUGCCUGGCAACACUCUGGAAUCGAGAAUGCGUACGACGCUGCGUCAGGAUGGAGUGAAGACGCCGUCGAGACCGUGCGCGAGUCCACCGUCGAAGCGGUCGAAGCAAUGGAGGACGUUAUUAAACUCAUUCAGCAAUUGUUGAGUCAGUUAGAGUGUCUUGAAGGGCUUGCUCAUCUUAAAAAGUUUGCGAGAGCGUUGAGGAGUCAAGGCACCGGGAUUUUCGACCUCGUUGAAGACGUCCUCAAGGGACAAGAGAAUGGGGAGUCCAGGACCAAGUAUUUCAACGAGAUGUCUGGCGUUGCGUGUAACAUGGUGUGGGCUAAGGUCUUUCCUCACGCAACGCUCGCGGUCGAGAUGAUCAAAGCUUUCGGACAACGCUUGAAGGCGUCUUGCCCUGCGCUUAAGAGUGGAGACUUACCUGCCUUCACGUUCGGUGUCGUGCUCGGUGGAGACUUAAGUGGUGGCGUACACACAGCUGAGGCCGCGACGGAGAUCGGAGUGGGCGCGGAUCUCGAAGGAACGCGUUUUUGCUACGUCGCGGCUUGCGUUGGGGGCGGGUACACCAUCCCGCCAAAGACAGGUGCAGAGGCUUCUGUCAGCGCAUCAAUCGCUGUCUCCGGAUAUAAAGACAUCGGUACAGUCGCCGGUACGGCGGGUUAUUUCGCUCUCGACUUGGGUGCAGAUUUGCCGAUUAUACCAGUAGGCAUUGAUCUCGGUAUGUCGUACAUACACGGUGUCGGCAAUCCGGACCAGAUUUAUGGUAUCUCCUUCGCAGGUCAAGUGAGCUCAGCGUCCUCGGAUGUGAAUCCCGCUCCCUGGCCAAGCGCUGGCGUCACCGCAGGAGUUUGUCACACAGGGAUCUGUGUACGAACAGACGGUGAGCCAUGCACCAGCGGGCAGAAGUUUACCCCGUUUGGUGUUGCGUCUUCGUCUUCAUCUUCGUCGUCUUCACUGGGUGAUGAACCCAAGCAUACUACGGCGAACCUCAAGCCUCGCGCACGAUUUGAGCGUGGGCGCCUGGGCUGGAGGAAGGCACUAAAAAAGAUGUUUUCACCACCGGCUGCACCGCCACCACCGCCGCAAUAUGAUGCCUCGGCUUUAUUUACAGAACCUACUGCUGCCGAAAUCAAAGCGGCAGGUGCUGCGGUGGAUGCCCCUCUACCAGACGACCAAAAGACGCAAGCCAUGAUUUACCGAGACAAUCCAAGCGCAUACGUGCCACCUUCACGGGUUACCGGAGGGAAAUUUUUGGCGCACGCUGGAUGCUCGACAGAUUUCAAAGACGCUAAAUUGCUAUGCAUGGAGACCAACAACUGCAUUGGUUUCGGACAGUACCAACAGCCAGACAGAACUGUUAAAAUAUUCGGCAACAGCGUCACAGUACCCGGGUCCACGUGUUGGGACUUGUUACAGCCGUCGACAUCGGCGACUGAUUCAAAGUACAACCUCGCUCAGAUUCGUAACUUUGUCAUCCCUGAUUACGGGUUCGCAUAUCUCCGGACAUGGGGCCGAAGCACGUCAGAUGACGCCGAAGAUCGAGAAGCCGUGCGCCGAGCGUGCUGGCGGGAUUUCGCCUGCGUUGGCUACGGUCAAAAGUCCAACAGAGACUGGGACUUGCUCAAGUACGGCGACACGAAAACGAACAUCGCGUACACGAAGGGAAUCUGGAGAAAGUACGUCAGCCCGGUCCCCGGGUACACGCUCGUGAACGCGGCGAACAUCGACCUACAGAGCGUCGACUCCAUGGAAGAAGCGUUGGACGCGAAGUGUCAAACAGAUUGGAAAUGCCUCGGUUUCGAUUUCUUCUUCAAGUUCAGCGGGUUCAAACUCACCCGCAGAGCGAAACUCCUCUACCCCGGUGGAAAAGCGCCGUCGGAUGAUUGGCGAUUCAAGUAUCAACACUUUUACGGCGUCGCCGACAGUUGA